UGUCGUUUGUACAUCAAACAGAAAUAUAUUUUUUUACAAAAUUACUGUCAAUAAAAAUGCAAGAGGACGAAUGCCAGCAAGUCAUAGACCGCAACUUGCCGCAGUUGGUAAGAUUGCUGCUAGAUUCGCCCAUCGAUGACAAGAAAAAUGACAGUGGCCAAGAGGUUGAGGUGGACUCUGCCACCAUCGAGAAAUGCCUUUCUUAUGCCAGACAUCACAUAGCGGAUCCUGAUGUUGUCGACUGCCACCCGGAGUCGGUGUGGGUUACCAUGAACCACUUUCUGGAGCGCUAUCACAGCGAACAUAUAUCCGAAUUCGGGGACACAUUUAAUCAGCUGGCCAAUGUGGUACUGAAUCAUCCGAUCUGUAUGAACCACAGGCAGCAGAACCUCCACUGGCGACUGCUGGACUUCGUGCUCUCUGUGAACUACAAGGCCUUUCACUCCGUUCGUCGCAACUACCAAGAGAUGGAGCAGAAGCGAAAGAACAUCCUGGAGGCACUCACCUUGGCCACCGAAAGUUCGCAGGUCGUUCUUAAAGAUACAAAAAAGUGUGAUUUCGAAACUAACUCUAUAGGUGGUGCAACGAAACCAACAGCUGAAGAUCAGCUUACCCACAAGAAAAAGCACAAGCACAAGAGUCCCAAGGGUCCCAAGAGUCCGAGGACAAAGGUUACUUUUGAUCCCAUCCAGCGCCUCUGUGAUGAAAUAAGAGAACUAAGUUCCCCGGUAGAAAUUCCCUUGGAGACGGUACGACCACAGAUACCGAAGGAACCACCUGCAGCACUGGACACCUUGGACCUCAGUUACUCUAUGGAACCCAGUCUACACAAAGUGGAAGUAAAGGAAAAGUUCGCCAUAAAAGAGGCCAAGAUGGAGCUGGAAUUGAAUCUUAUCCAGUAUGAGCACUCCGCAGAGACACCCGCAUUAGUUGAAUUCUUUAAAAACGAAAGUAACAUGCUCUACCGUGUUCAGACGAACUGGUGGCAAGUGGAUGUUAGCGUGUACAAUCAGCCGCGAAUUCUGGUCAUCAAUUUCAACCAGGGAUAUGCUGACUUUUUGAUUUUUCAGCUCCGGGAAUUGCAAGCCUCGAUACGAAAGGUGAGCGAGGAGCACCUGCUCUUAAGCGAACUGAUUGUCCUGUUCUUUGCAUCCGUGAAUUGUAAAAACUUUACAAUAUUAAAUGAGAAUUUGGAGAUACGAACUGACGAGCAUUGUAGUGCACUUAAACAUUUACAAGAAGGUCCUCACCUGGGCGAUAUUAUUAAAUCUCUAAAACAAAUGCGUCAUCUAAGGAAAUUUAUUGAACCGCAUGCGGUGAAGAGAAUCAAGUGUGAUCGCUUGGAGACCCUUACUUGUUUCAGUGUAGCACUGCGGCAACUUCUUCGACCGGUGAUAGAGUUCCUCGUUCAUUUUGAGAGGCGAUUAACAAAGGGUAUUGAAUCUGCCACCCUGCAGCACUUUAUAGAGACAUUAAGAGGUCCUUCAGAAAGGAUAAAAUGGCUUUAUGAGCUCUCCCAGAACCAUAAAGAAGAACUACCUUUUAUGCGAAGUCUAAGAACUUUGAAUACUCUUUUAACCAAAAGUUUAAAGAAAAUGAAACCCAAAUUGCUACGAUCCUUGAGCGCAUCUCUACUUCUGCACUCCUUGCAGGCCUAUUGCCAGUUUUUGGAUAGCUGGUGGUCAACGGGCGACUUUACAGACAGUUGCGAAGAGUUUCCCUUCCAAAAGAUGUUGAUAAACGAAAGAACAGAGUAUGUUUUGAGAGAUUCAUUGAUCCAAACAGAAGAACUCCUAAAAUGGGAAUUAUUUCAUAUUAUUCAGAGGCAUGUCCUCGACUCCAGUGAGGCAGUGGCCGUUCUCUACGAUGCCCGAACCUUAAGUGACUUCAACUCCCUGCAUGGCAUCGUGCAAGAGCAACCUUUACACAAUUCACUAAUAGAUGGGGUAUUAAAGGAACUGGUGCCAUAUAAGAUUAAAGCAAUAGAGGACAGUAGCUAUGUUCCAGAUAUCCUACAGCAGUUGCAGUGCACUGAUCAUGAUGCAAUUCGCCGGUUGUUUUACUCCUUUCACAUGGAAACUCGACCAGAUCCGCGAAAGUCAAUCAAUCAUUCAAUUGAGGAGUUGCUAAGAAACUUCCUAGCCUGCGCUGACUACACUCCCGUAUCAGAAAUUAUUACCCAGGAACUGAAAAGGUUACUGCAUCGAAGGACUCUAUUGGCCAACUCCUAUAUCUCUGGCCUGGUGCAAGAGUUUCAAGUGAACAAAGUAGUAAAGCACCUACGAUCGGUGUUUCUACUCUGGAACUAUGAGCACUUUCGAAGUGAGUUUGAGUUGCUCUUUGAGUUCCUCAGCAGGAAUCAGUUAAUGGAGGCCACUACUAAACUGAAGCAAAUCGUCGUAUCCCAGGGUUCCAGUCUGGGUCAUAUGUUUAAGGUUCACCUGACCGAAGCCCAUCCUGAAUUUAUCCGCCUCGAGGUCAGGAGAGAUGUCCUACUGAAGCGUGUGAUCAGCCAGCAGCAAAUUGAGACUAUGAAUUCCUGCUUUCGACUUAUUUUAGAUGUGAACUUCUCGCUCUAUCGGUUACAUCAUUUGCCCCCCUUCGAUUACUCCAAGCACGAGCGAUUGUUUAAAGCCCUGAGAUCAAUCCAGAUCUCCCUUAUCUCCGCCCUCGAGGAGCAGCUAUCGCAUCCUUGUAAGCUCCUUCGGUUAAUGCAGGACCUUGAUUCCUAUAACGCUGAACUGGAUGAAUCCACUUCCUUGAGUGAACUUACACGUAAUCAGGAACUAUUUGUGUUGCACGUGGAAAAGUAUUUGCGGGAGGAGCAAUUCGCUUGCAACUUGCCCGAGAUCCUUAAGUUGAGCAGAGUUUUCUGCCAUCGAUGGGAAAAAACCCGAGUCCUUAUAGACGAAUAUCGCAGCCUGAAGGCCACUAAUGCAUUCGAAGGGAAGUACGAGUUGUUGAGGUUGAACUACCUGCUGGGAACACUCAGGAAGUGCAAGGCGAUUGGCUGUUUGUUAGGCCAUUUUUAAAAUUGUGUGUUCAUUGCAUUUCUGUCUUUCUGCUUUUGUUCAAUGAAAUCUAGGUAUUUGUGUCUUUUUCAAAUUUUAUUUGGUUUGAAAUCUAGGUAUUUGUGUUUUUUCUAAAUUUGUUUAGUUUGCAAUAAAGAUUUGUAAAUUGUUUGUAGAACAACAUACUUUUUAUUAGUGAAAUAUAUAUUGAAAACCCCA
Molecule: messenger RNA, 3230 nt
Organism: Drosophila teissieri
Lineage: Eukaryota; Metazoa; Arthropoda; Insecta; Diptera; Drosophilidae
Gene: t-Grip128
Exons: 1
Coding region: 57-3032 (991 amino acids)
Source: RefSeq, a predicted model, not a curated record